AUGGAUGAGAGCACCAGAAAAUAAAAAACAAAACGAAAAAUUAAUCAAAACAAAUUCAAUUCAGAAUUUCUGGAAAAAGGAAAAAAAACAAGAGGAAACGGUGGACUCUCGUUUCUCUCUCUGGUUCGAAAAGAAGGCUUCACACAGAACAAGGCGAGGGUUUUACGAAGGAGGAGAGAGAUACAAAUCCUACGAGCUUGGAGAGAGAAAGCACAGCACAUACACAGAAGAGAGAGAGAGAGAGAGAGAGAGCGGAGGAGCUUCUGAAUUGGACUGUGUCAAAGCUAGGGUUUUUUUUUGUCCGCGAAGGAUUAGGUUGCGUCGUAUUUGUCGAUGUGAUCCGAAAGCUCCAAUCUUCAUCAGUUCUGAAUGAAAAUUAAAGCAUUGGUGUUCUGCAUGGAAUUCUUGUUGUGUAAGCAUGCUGUGUAAAGCACCAUGACUCUCGAAGAUUUCUUUACCUUAACUGAGAUGAAAGAUGGACUCACAGCCCCAUCGCGAGUUCAGGAGCUGGUCACCGUAAUGCAGAGUGAGAAAGAUUCUGUCGUGAAUAAUAUUGGUGAUGCAACCCGGCAGUGGGCUGCUGUUGCAAGCACAAUUGCUGCCACGGAGAAUAAGGACUGUCUUGAUCUUUUUAUUCAAUUAGAUGGACUCAUGUUUGUUGAUAGAUGGCUAAAGGAUGCCCAAAAUUUAAGUAAAGAUACAAAUGAGAACUUUGUAGAAGAGUCAAUAACUGCUCUGUUACGAGCACUUGAAAAGCUGCAUAGACACAAUAAGGGGUCAUUAUCUUCAGGGAUCUGGAGUACCGUGAAGAGUCUUCUUAGCUACAGAAGCUCCAUGGUUCAGGAUCAAGCAAGACUGCUGUUUGAUAGCUGGAAGGAGGAUGGUAAUGCAGUUCAUGUUGAUGUUGUGAAUGCUGGGGUUCUCUCAGAUGAUGGGAGUUCUAAGAGUUUGGAAGAAGAUUCUAAGCCAUCUGCUUUAAAUGUUACUUCAGAAGUAGGUGAUCACAGAGAAAAUCAUUCAUCAGGACCUAACCCAGAUGCAGUAAUGCCAUUAAGGACUUCGGGUGAUCUUCAACCAGAAAGUGCUGAUGCUUUACCAAUACAACCUUGUAACAAAGAGUCUCCCCCAACCCACAAACAUUUAGACAGCGCUUACAUCAAAGAUGGAUCUCUGGAUACUUUGGCCUCUGCUGUUGUGUUGAACCCUAUUCACGAAAAUCCUAUAAAAGAUGAAUCCUUUAUAUGUUCUGUGGGAGGGAUUACUUCAGUUGGAACUUCUAUUUUUCCGUUAGCAAAACUGAACAGUGUUGAUGAACAUUCAGACGGUCCAAAAUUGAAUGAGUUGUCAAAAAAUGAAAAUCAGGACCACAAAGUCAACAGUUCCCCUAAGAAGUUGGGAGUGACAGACAUCUCUUCAGGGUCUGGUCUGUUGGAACCUGGGAUUGUUUAUUCAGGUGCUGAUAGUGCUACUUCCCAGGAUGUGGCAACUGAUUCUGCUUUGCAAAAAAAUGCCAAUCAGGAUGAUUCUUGUGAAAAAUAUACUGCUUUUGGUAGUGAAGGGACGACUGCAUCUGAUCCAAAGGGUGUGGUGGAUGAUACAAGAGCUGUCAAUCCUUGCGGUACUACAGUUCAAGAGGGUGAAUGCUGUUCAAACACGCCGCAAGACUCAUCUGGGAAUGGUAGUAUUUCAGGAAAACUUGAAGAUUUGGAGACUUCUUCCAAGAUGGCUGUUGAUGAAGAUAAGGAGCAUUCAAGCGAUGAAGAUGAGGAAUUGACAAUUCCUAAUGAGUAUCCUAAACUAGCAAUUGAUGCCAAAAGUCCUGACACAAUUGAUAAAAGAAGGUCAGAUAUUGAACUUGAGUAUGGGAUGGUUGAUGCUCUAGAAGUUGCUCGACGGGUAGCCCAAGAAUAUGAAAGAGAAGAACCGGACUGCAGUUCAUCUUCGGAGAAAACUUCAGAAUGUGGACUCAGACAGGCCAAUAGCCCAGAAUCUAUAAAUGCAGAACGGGACUUACCUACUCAGGUUUCACCAAACGAGGCGCCAACUGAACAAAGUCAUUCUGCAGAGCCAAAUCCUGAGAGGGAGGACCACAUAGAUAGUUCAGAAAAUCUGUGCACUACUCCACAUAGUCAUUCGGCAGAGGCAAAUCCUGAUAUGGAGUCCUCUCAGGUGACUGAAGCAGCUCAAGAACCAGAAGUUAACCCAGAAAAGGGUCUUUGUAGUUUUGAUCUAAAUCAAGAAGUGUGCUCCGAUGAAAUGGAUCGCCCGGUAAAUCCCGUCUCUACGCCAAUUCCUGUUUCAAGACCAGUAGCAGCUGCUGGCUUACCUGGAGCCCGUUUGCAGUUUGAAGGGGCUAUUGGGUGGAUAGGAUCUGCGGCGAAUAGUGCUUUUCGCCGGGCAUCUCCUCGUAGACUCUCAGAUGGUGAUAAGAAUCUUUCUACAGGGGCCACCAGUGAUAGCUCAAAGCAGAGGCAAAAUUGCCUUGACAUUGAUCUGAAUGUGGCUGAGGAUGGUGAUGAUUUAGGAAAACAAAUUCUAGUGUCAUCUGGCCUUCCUUCUGGGGAAUCUUCAGUGGAAAUGAGUCAGAAUAGAUCAGGGAGGCCCCAUUUGGAUCUGAAUCGUAUUGAUGAUGAUGGUGAUGCCUUACCAUCAGAUUCAAGGGUGGAAGGACAGUUCUUGUUCAACCGGAUUGGCCGUCGCAGCCCAUCUCCUGCUUCAUCAUCUUCAUCAAUGCAGCCUUCUAUGAGGAAUUUUGAUUUGAAUGACAGGCCAUAUUUUCAUAUUGAUUCUGUAGAUCAUGGGCCGGGUAAGUCUUCUCAAAAUGCAAAUGCAUAUGGAUGGCCUAGACAGGAUGCUUCAGUUAUUUCUAUCAUGGGUACCAGAGUCGAGAUAAACAGAAAAGAAGCUUCUCAAAAUCUGUCCCUGGCAAACGGCAAGGCUAUUGAGACCGCAACAGAAGCUACCAUGGCAAGAACUGGAAGCUUUUUGGACAUGGGUUCAACAGUCUCUUACUCUCACCCUCCUGUUUUCGGCUACAAUGGAUUGGCAACUGGACCCACCUUGUCGUUCUCCUCAGCUAUGUAUGGACCUGGUGGCACAAUCCCCUACAUGGUGGAUUCCAAAGGAGCCACGGUUGUACCUCAAAUUAUGGCCUCUCCAUCCGCUGUUCCUCCACAUUUCUCCCAGUCACCGUUCAUCAUGAAUUUGACUGGUGCGCAGCCAGGUCUAAAUGGUGUGAUAAAUGGUGCUGGGCCAUCACGCCCCAGUUUUGAUCUGAACUCCGGCUUCAUGGUUGAUGGAGGCAAUAGGGACUCGGUGGGCCUGAGGCAGCUUUUCAUUCACGGUCAGGGAAGGUCAAUGGAGGAUCAUUUCAGGAAUAACUCACAACCCCCUUCAAGUUCUACAGUUGGUGGGAAAAGGAAGGAACCAGACAGCGGCUGGGAACCAUACCCGUUCAGCUACAGACAGCAGCAGCAGCAGCAGCAGCAACCACCGCCGCCAUGGAGAUAGAAGUUUUUUAACUACGCCCUGACAUUUCUUUGGAUCAGUUUCAUAAAUCCAACUAAGUGGUAGAUUGAUACACGCGAUCCGGAAGUGGGUGAGCUCUUUCGCUCUAUCAGAACCCGAAUAAAGUUGGAUGGAGUUUUAUCAAGGUAACAUUAUUUAUGUGAUUAAUUGCUGAAGGAAGAAAUUAGGUUCUUGUUUUUAAUUUAUUGGUUUUUUGUUUCGGUUUUCUCUUUUAUGUGUUUCAUUUCAUAGAAGGCCAGGGCAGUGCAGUGCAGUGCAAAAAUAGGGAGACUUUUUGGUACGAUGUAGCUGUAAUUUCUCUUCUAUUCAAUUUCUAUGUAUAUCACACAAAUUAUAGGGACAAACAAUUUCCUACAUUAUUUAUUUCAGGCAGUCUCUCUUCCUUGCGUGUUCA
Messenger RNA from Pyrus x bretschneideri (Chinese white pear), 3922 nucleotides. RefSeq lists its product as uncharacterized. The coding region runs from base 436 to 3510 and encodes 1024 amino acids. The record is from RefSeq and is a predicted model, not a curated record. The transcript has 3 exons. NCBI's taxonomy places the organism in Eukaryota, Viridiplantae, Streptophyta, Magnoliopsida, Rosales, Rosaceae.